CGCAAGCGAAUCGUACGCACUCGACGGAAGGUCAGAUUCAGCUCGUGCGCUGAAGAUAGUUGCAAUAAUCGGUUUUAGUAAAAUAGUUUCUAAAGAUGUACGUCAUACCCAUUAGCACAACAUCGCUUCUAGUCCUUAUCAUCAGCACAAUUUGUACGCUCAAUUUCAUAGAAGCUGCCCGGAACAACAGGCAUGUGACGUGCGGAUCCGUACUGAAGCUGCUCAAUACCGAUUACAAAGUGCGAUUACAUUCGCACGAUGUAAAGUACGGAACGGGGUCGGGUCAGCAGUCAGUGACGGCCACCGAGCUGCAGGAGGACGUAAACAGCCACUGGGCAGUGAGGGCUGCUACCGGAAAGCACUGCGAACGAGGGGAGCCCGUAAAAUGCGGUGACACAAUUCGUCUGCAUCAUCUUGCUACGAACAAAAACCUACAUUCGCAUCACUUCCAGAGUCCGCUGUCCGGUAAUCAGGAAAUCUCAGCCUAUGGCGAUGAACAGGGUGAAGGUGAUACCGGAGACCACUGGUUGUUGAUCUGUUCCGGAGACAGCUGGGUACGAUCAAAUGCGGUUCGGUUUCAACACAUCGACACGGACAUGUAUCUUGGUGUGUCGGGACGCACCUUUGGACGGCCUAUAAAUGGACAGAUGGAAGUGAUCGGUCUACCCAACCCAUACUCCGGCACUGAAUGGAUCGCCGCCGAGGGUUUGUUUAUUCAUCCGACGGAAAAGGAUAGCGGUUCACGUGUUCACACCGAGCUUUAAGCCACCCAGAACAAAAGUGCAUAUUGCAUGACUAUUAUUUAUUGUGGACUCUGCCUGGC
Molecule: messenger RNA, 823 nt
Organism: Anopheles maculipalpis
Lineage: Eukaryota; Metazoa; Arthropoda; Insecta; Diptera; Culicidae
Product: stromal cell-derived factor 2
Exons: 4
Coding region: 96-764 (222 amino acids)
Source: RefSeq, a predicted model, not a curated record